AUGAAUAUCCGGAACGCACGGCCCGAGGACCUGAUGAACAUGCAGCACUGCAAUCUGCUGUGCUUACCAGAGAACUAUCAGAUGAAAUAUUACUUCUACCAUGGAUUAUCCUGGCCGCAGCUGUCAUACAUUGCGGAAGAUGAGAAUGGAAAAAUAGUUGGUUAUGUCCUGGCAAAAAUGGAGGAGGAUCCAGAUGACGUUCCUCAUGGCCAUAUCACCUCAUUAGCUGUAAAGCGCUCACACAGAAGACUAGGUCUGGCUCAGAAGUUGAUGGACCAGGCUUCCAGAGCAAUGAUUGAGAACUUCAAUGCCAAAUAUGUGUCUUUACAUGUGCGGAAAAGUAAUCGAGCGGCUCUGCAUCUGUAUUCCAACACGUUGAAUUUCCAAAUCAGUGAAGUAGAGCCCAAGUACUAUGCUGACGGUGAAGAUGCCUACGCCAUGAAGCGGGAUCUCACUCAAAUGGCUGAAGAGCAGCUAAGGAAACAGAUGGAGUUGAAGGAUAAAAGCCGGCCGCAGCCCCUCACUUCUAUAGAGAAUAAAUCUGACAACCGAUCCGGGCACGUGGGGGAUUGCUGCCGCGAUGAGAAGUGCAUGAGCAACGCUGGAAAGCGCGACGUCACCGAGGACAGCGGCGACAGCAAGGAUGUCAGCGAAGUCAGCGAGGCCACGGAGAGCACUGACGUCAAGGACAGCUCCGAGGCUUCAGACUCUGCCUCCUAAAGGAACGUCCACGCGGCGCUCUCAUUUUAGAUACAAUUCGCAUAAGCGGAAAAAGAAACCGUACCGCGCGCUUAUUUUAUUAAGAUCCUCCCCAGCUCCACAGAAAAGUGAAGAUUGUGUCCCAAAGGAAAACAAAUUGGUAACUACCAAAGCAUAGUAAAAUUCCUGAUCUGAA
This is a messenger RNA of Bufo bufo (common toad), 895 nucleotides long. RefSeq names its product N-alpha-acetyltransferase 10, NatA catalytic subunit (gene NAA10). The transcript has 8 exons. Gene Ontology annotation, molecular function: protein-N-terminal-glutamate acetyltransferase activity; protein N-terminal-serine acetyltransferase activity. NCBI's taxonomy places the organism in Eukaryota, Metazoa, Chordata, Amphibia, Anura, Bufonidae. Gene Ontology annotation, cellular component: NatA complex. The record is from RefSeq and is a predicted model, not a curated record. Bases 1 to 720 code for a protein of 239 amino acids. Gene Ontology annotation, biological process: N-terminal peptidyl-glutamic acid acetylation.